CUUUCCUUUUUAACUAAAAGUCCCUUUCAGUUGAUAACUGUGUCAACCUUUUUAACUGCAGAUUGUUAUUUCUAUGCACUCAGUCAAUGCUGUUGUCCUCGUGGGUGACGUCAUUUUAAAUGACUUGAGGUUUCCUCUGUUUCGAAUUGCAUAUUAUAUCUUAUGGACGUGUACAUUUGUCAUUUUCCAAUGGAUCAUCCAUGCUUGUUCUAACCUUUGGUGGCCAUAUGCAUUUCUCGACUUAUCAUCACCCUGGGCUCCAAUAUGGUAUCUUGGGGUAGGGUUGCUGCAUGUCCCUUGCUUUGGCGUCUUUGCUGCAUUGGCUAGGCUGAAGCACUUUGUGUUGUCAAAAAGUUUCCCAGACUCUUAUCGGUGUUGACAUGAGAAGAAGUUGGACUCUGCCAGUUGCCACAUUAUCUGAACGGUUGCUUUUGAUAGAUUAGAUCAGGCAUCUUCUUGAUGCGCUGCUGAUGAUGGUUGUGUUUUGGAAGAAGCAUGUAUUGGUUGUAUGCCAAAUGUAUGGAUUGUCACAUUCAACUUAUUUUCAUGUUGUAAUGUUAAUAUCUCUGUUUUAAGUAUAUAUGCAUGUACAUGUGAAUUCACCCAGAGAUUUUAAACUGCUUCUUCCACCCAAGAGUCUGAAUCUCUUGUAGAGUUGACUCGUUUUAGAUUAAUAGCAAAUAGACAAGUUGAAUAGGUUCGAUUUUCCUAU
This is a messenger RNA of Pistacia vera, 712 nucleotides long. RefSeq lists its product as uncharacterized. The coding region runs from base 74 to 379 and encodes 101 amino acids. Lineage: Eukaryota; Viridiplantae; Streptophyta; Magnoliopsida; Sapindales; Anacardiaceae. The record is from RefSeq and is a predicted model, not a curated record. Gene Ontology annotation, cellular component: membrane. The transcript has 4 exons.